Sphaeroforma arctica JP610 is the source of this 588-nucleotide messenger RNA. RefSeq lists its product as hypothetical. Lineage: Eukaryota; Ichthyosporea; Ichthyophonida. The transcript has a single exon. The record is from RefSeq and is a predicted model, not a curated record. The annotation marks the transcript as partial.
CAUUCACAGACACCCCUGUUGCCGACACAUAGUCUAUCCGUUCUACAACAUGUGACCAAUCCAGCCAGUACGAAUGCACCGAAUGGCUACGCAGCACAGAACGGUGUGCAAACACAACAAGAACAGGGACAGGCCCAAGUGCACGAAUCGACUGAGCUGCAGGAGCUAGAAGAAGGUGAGCUGCAGUCGCGGCAACAACAGGCGAUGGCAUACGCACAGCAGAGGCAACAACCUCUGCUACAUCCACCAGCGUACCAGGCACAGCAACAACAACCACAACAACAAGUACAACAACAACAACUGCAACAACAACGGCAACAACAGUAUCAAUUACAACCACAGCAGCAAUAUUAUCACCAACAACAACUACUGCAACAACAACAAAUGCUGCAUCAACCACAGCUACAGCAGCACGGGUAUACAUACACUCAGUACGGGUACACACAGCAGCCGUAUUCAACACACACACAGCAACAGUUUGCUCCAAUGGCCGCGCAGCAGCCUAAUGCGCAUCAGCACGCAAUGAGGGUAUACCAACCCAGUACGGGAAAAAUGCCACAGACGAAUCAAAUGCCACUGAUAAUGUAA